Aspergillus tanneri is the source of this 660-nucleotide messenger RNA. RefSeq lists its product as uncharacterized. The transcript has 2 exons. The record is from RefSeq and is a predicted model, not a curated record. Bases 1 to 660 code for a protein of 219 amino acids. NCBI's taxonomy places the organism in Eukaryota, Fungi, Ascomycota, Eurotiomycetes, Eurotiales, Aspergillaceae.
AUGUCACUAGCGAAACUACUCCCUUUUGCGUGGUUCUUCAAGAAAAGUAGAGAGGAUCAUUGUCAGGUGCCCUCUCCUUCGCCAGUCAGUUCAACGUCGGUCUUGACAGUCUCUCGGCCCGCAUUCGACAACCUGCCGUUGAGAAAGGGAGACCCCAAAGGCUCCGCAUGGGGACUUUGGGGAGGGAAUGAUGAACUGGGAACAUUGAAUCUGAUCAGUGAGGAUGUCGUUCGGGCUACCAGGUCAGAAGUCUUCUUAGGCAAAGCGAUCAAUCUGAAGUAUCUCGAGCAGAAAUCUUUACAUGUCCUUCGCGACGCUGACGUCAGAAUUGCUUUGGUUCGCUGUAUGGGUAAUGUCGUAGCCCAUCCCGGUAUCGAAACGCGGCUCUGUGCUGGUGAUCUUUGGCAUGGUAGGCCAGUCAGGAUCUAUCGCUGGUUCUCGGUUCUUCCCAAGGAAGAAGGACCGUUCUACGUCAAGGGGAUGGCCAUCAGUGCUGCUCUCCUGUUCUUUGCUGCGAUCGUUGCCCAGGUGCUGAGAUUCCUGAUGCGGAGGGAGAAUCGACGACGUGACAGACUCCACGGAGUUAUGGACGUGCCGGAUCUGUCUAAUGAUGUACAGAAUUCGGGCGAUGACCAUCCAGAUUUUCGAUCUAUCUUGUAA